CAAAUGAGUUAAAUUAUAUGAACCUCAAGGACUCCAUAUCAUAAUACAACUGUCUGGUUCCCGAACCUAACAGUCAUCUUAAUGAUGUUACAGAAUAAUACACCUCUAUAAUUGCUAUGGCAGUUACAAGUAAAAUCCCACCGAGUACAGACACAGACCAAAACAUAAGGGGAGUGGCUGUAAGAACUCCAUUACUGUUAAACCCAGCUGAAUGUUUGACUAAUAGAGAUUUGCAUUUUGAUGACAGAAGGCAGGCACAAUGUUUUUAGUAUGUCAGUACGAGGGAGGAGGACGGUGGGAGGGGGAGAAAGUUUAGAGGAUAUAAAGGGGACAGAUAAGGGAAACAGGUGUGUAUAACAGGUGAUGCAUUACCCCACCCUCUUUUUCAGCAGUUACAGUGUAUUCAACACAGUGUUUCUUACCUGUCGGUUGUGAUACAUUUAAAUCUGUCUCAGCAACAUCAAAAGGAAAGACAUCAAGAUGCUGGCAACCCUUGAAAGUAUUCAAUAUUUUCAAGAUCUUGGACCCAGGGAAGCGUCAUCAGGGAUUGUGGAUCUUGAUGUGAUUGAGGAGUACCUGCAGGAGCACUCAGUGGAGGUGAUGUCAGGACCAUGUGUCCAAAGCAGAACUGAACAGGAGCACAGCAUAGCAGAGAACAGUUGGUCCGGCCGCUAUGCAUAUGAAUGGCAUUAUGGUGGAGUAGCAGCGACAGAGAACACACAUGAACAGACCCAUCAGCAUCAGUCGUGGCCCUGUCAGUCCAGUCUCAAUGAAUGGGGACACUGCCAGUAUGACAGAAACCAUUGCAGUGAUUCAGAUUCGCUGUCUACCAGCUCUGGCUGUCAAGAAUUCCCACCGUCUCCGAGUGCAGACGGGAAGAGACAGAUGGUGUGUGAUUCCUUGGCUUAUUCGCCACUCUCGGGUAAGACAUGGCAUUGUUUAUCCAUCAAUUGUCCUUUUGUCACCUAA
This is a messenger RNA of Misgurnus anguillicaudatus (oriental weatherfish), 969 nucleotides long. RefSeq names its product ETS homologous factor. The record is from RefSeq and is a predicted model, not a curated record. Gene Ontology annotation, molecular function: sequence-specific DNA binding; DNA-binding transcription factor activity, RNA polymerase II-specific. Gene Ontology annotation, cellular component: nucleus. Gene Ontology annotation, biological process: regulation of transcription by RNA polymerase II; cell differentiation. NCBI's taxonomy places the organism in Eukaryota, Metazoa, Chordata, Actinopteri, Cypriniformes, Cobitidae.